AUGGCCGAAGAAGCAGGUACAAGGAGGAGGAAUUACUGCACAUGGGAUGAUGAGAUGGAUGCUGCAUUGCUUGAAGUCUUAGUUGAGCAUCACAACAAGGGUGACCAUGCCCAAAAUGGAUGGAAACCACAUGUGUACACGCAUGCCAUAAGGAAUGUGAAGGACAAGUGCAAUAAGGAUAUCACAAAGGAUAACAUAAGUGGAAGGAUGAGGACUUUGGAUCAUCACUAUGAGGUCGUUAGCAAAAUCCUUUCUCAAAGUGGUUUCGGCUGGGGUUGGACCAAUAAUAGGCUAUCAAUGGAUAGUAAUGAUGUUUGGGAUAAAUAUGUGGAGGCUAACAAGGCAAGCAAGGAGAUAAAGUCUUACAAGACCAAAGUAAUCAAGAACUGGGAGUCCAUAUGUAUCGUAUAUUCAAAAGAUCAUGCUAAUGGCGAGGGUGCGAAGACAGGUGCUGAGAUUGCUGCAGAGCCAUUAGAAGAACCAAUUGAAGUCUCUCCAGAAUUAGCGCCAAAGAGGUAG
Messenger RNA from Triticum turgidum subsp. durum (durum wheat), 519 nucleotides. The record is from the annotation of a GenBank genome assembly. NCBI's taxonomy places the organism in Eukaryota, Viridiplantae, Streptophyta, Magnoliopsida, Poales, Poaceae.